Molecule: messenger RNA, 5029 nt
Organism: Mesoplodon densirostris (Blainville's beaked whale)
Lineage: Eukaryota; Metazoa; Chordata; Mammalia; Artiodactyla; Ziphiidae
Gene: EPB41L3
Product: erythrocyte membrane protein band 4.1 like 3
Exons: 23
Coding region: 368-3886 (1172 amino acids)
Biological process (GO): cortical actin cytoskeleton organization
Cellular component (GO): plasma membrane; cytoskeleton
Molecular function (GO): actin binding; structural molecule activity
Source: RefSeq, a predicted model, not a curated record
CGGGCAGAAAUCGCAGUGGAAAUCCAAAGGCUAACGCGAUUGGCAACGGUCUGGAGGCGUCGUCCCCGAGCGCGACCCUGCGCCACGAUGGAGAAGGCAGCCGCGGCGCGACAGUCCUGAAGUCCCGCGGCGCCCCCUCCCCCGCGGCCGAGCCUGGCCGGGCGCCGUCCCUGGGCGUGUGCCCCGCCGCAGCCCGCGGAGCCUCCGUGGCUCCUGCAAAAGGGGGCGGGGAGCGCGGCGAGCGGCCCGAGUCUGCGGCUUCCUCCCCACGCCCGAGCCUCCGCGCAGCGCCAGAGGACGCGCGCCCGAGCCCGGUCCCUACGCCGCGGCGCGCCCGGGCCCCCGGCCCAGGCCAGAACAAUCGACCAUGACAACCGAAUCGGGAUCAGAGUUGGAAUCGAAGCCGGAGCAGGAGGCCGAGCCCCAGGAGGGUCACGUGGGGGCACAGCUGGGGGCGCAGCCAGCAGCCGAGCCGGGCACUGAAGAGCAGCCCCAGGCACCAGAGCAGUUGGAGGAGGCGGCAGCGCACAGCACGCCCGUGAGGAAGGAGGUCACUGACAAGGACCAGGAGUUUGCCGCUGGACCUGCCAAACAGCCCGAAUAUCAGCAAUUUGAAGACGAUAAACUUUCUCAGAAAUCAUCGAGCAGCAAACUAUCUCGAUCUCCAUUAAAGAUUGUCAAAAAGCCUAAAAGCAUGCAGAGCAAAGUGAUACUUCUGGAUGGAUCAGAAUAUACCUGCGAUGUAGAGAAACGCUCCAGAGGCCAAGUGCUGUUUGAUAAAGUAUGUGAACAUCUGAAUUUGCUAGAAAAAGACUAUUUUGGGCUUACAUAUCAAGAUGCUGAAAACCAGAAGAAUUGGUUGGACCCUUCCAAGGAAAUUAAAAAACAGAUUCGAAGUGGUGCUUGGCACUUUUCAUUUAAUGUGAAAUUUUACCCACCAGACCCUUCCCAGCUCUCUGAAGAUAUCACCAGGUACUACCUCUGCUUACAGCUGCGCGAUGACAUCGUGUCUGGCAGGCUGCCCUGCUCCUCUGUCACCCUUGCCACGUUGGGCUCGUACACCGUCCAGUCAGAACUGGGAGACUACGACCCAGAUGAGUGUGGCAGUGACUACAUCAGCGAGUUCCGCUUCGCGCCAAACCACACAAAAGAUCUAGAAGACAAAGUCAUCGAGCUGCACAAGAGCCACAGAGGCAUGACACCCGCAGAAGCAGAGAUGUAUUUCUUGGAAAAUGCCAAAAAGCUCUCCAUGUAUGGGGUGGAUUUACAUCAUGCCAAGGAUUCUGAAGGAGUUGAAAUCAUGUUAGGAGUGUGUGCAAGUGGUUUGUUGAUCUAUCGUGACCGACUACGCAUCAACAGGUUUGCCUGGCCAAAGGUUCUAAAGAUUUCAUACAAACGGAGCAACUUUUACAUUAAGAUCCGGCCGGGAGAGUUUGAACAAUUUGAAAGCACCAUCGGGUUUAAGCUGCCCAACCAUAGAGCGGCCAAGCGUUUAUGGAAAGUGUGUGUGGAACACCAUACAUUUUUCAGACUGUUGUUACCAGAAGCACCUCCAAAGAAGUUCCUUACCUUGGGUUCCAAGUUUCGUUACAGUGGCAGAACACAAGCCCAAACCAGAAGAGCUAGUGCAUUGAUAGACCGCCCAGCCCCUUACUUCGAACGCUCGUCCAGCAAACGUUAUACCAUGUCUCGCAGCUUGGAUGGAGCAUCAGUGAAUGAAAACCAUGAAAUAUACAUGAAGGAUUCUGUGUCUGCUGCAGAGGUUGGUACUGGCCAGUACAUAACAACAAAGGGCAUCUCUCAGACCAACUUGAUCACCACUGUGACUCCGGAGAAAAAGGCAGAGGAGGAGCGGGACGAGGAAGACGACAGACGGCAAAAGGCCGAGGAAGCCACACCAGUCGCUGCCGUACGGCCCGAGGGAAAGACUGACAGUGAGCGCACGGACACCGCGGCUGAUGGGGAAACCACCGCCACUGAGGAGCUAGAUAAAACCCAAGAUGAACUGAUGAAACAUCAGACCAAUAUUAGUGAGCUGAAAAGAACCUUUUUAGAAACCUCCACAGACACUGCCAUCACGAACGAAUGGGAAAAGAGGCUUUCCACCUCCCCCGUGCGACUAGCCGCCCGGCAGGAGGAGGCACCCAUGAUCGAGCCGCUGGUACCUGAAGAGACCAAAGAAGAAAGAGAGAUUUCUGAAAAGGUUCUAUUUUUGCAGCAAGGAAGCUCUCCAUUCUUUGAGUCUCAGGGCACAGAGGACUGGGUUAUUGUAGACAAAAUACCCACUGAGGUAGUUGAUGGUGAUUCAAAAAAGAUUGUGACGUACAAGGUGGUGACCGUGAGCACUAGAACUGAUGACAUCCCCGCCGACUCGUUAGGAUCUAGCGCCAUUGAAGUGCAGAGCUUCGAAGACUUGGCCCGAGAAAUGCACUUGAAGGAAGAGAACAAACAGAAAAUAUACACACUCGGAAAGUCCUACGAUACCGUGUCCGGAAAAAUUGUCACUAUGACAGGAAAAGUCAAAGAAGGGGAGAAGGUGGUGUCCCCCUCCCCUCUUGAGCCAGGACUAGCCGAGUCCGUGAAGACCCCCCCUGUCCUGGCAGAGUUCGAGGUCCUGGGAGCCCUCACCGAGGACAGGACCAGGAGGGGGCCUGAGGUCCACACUCCAAAGCGGAGGCUGUCGGAGUCGCUGGCCCCCAUCAGGGAAGCCGAGUCCCGGCAGCAGAGCCCCGAGGAUGAUGCUCUUGAGAAAAGCCACGUGCCCGGGAGGGAUGCCAGUCUGGAGGGCGAGCGGCUGGGCAGAGCGGAGCCCGAGGCCGAGGCCGAGACCUUGAAGGUGGGGCCCUUCAGUCCCCGCAGGAAGAGCCUGUCCAAGUGGAGAUACUCCCAGGAACCGGCCGUCACCGUCGCCACCACCCGAUACGUUGUCACAGAGUCGGCCACGUCCCAAGUCGUGACUAAACAGUCUUCUGGAGAAAAGCUCAUGGAUGGCUCUGAAAUCUUCAGCUUAUUAGAGUCUGCGAGAAAACCGACAGAAUUCAUAGGAGGGGUUACUUCCACUUCUCAAAGCUGGGUGCAGAAAACGGAAACCAAGACGGAGUCUGGCAAAAUAGAGACGGAAACAACCCAGCGCCCCCAGCCACUUAGCACCCAGAAGGUUGUGCAGGAAACGGCAUUGGUAGAGGAAGGACAUGUGAUGAAUGUGUAUGCGAGUGGGGAUGCUUCUUACGCAGCUGGAGAUGACAUGGAUGCUGUGACCCAGGCAGCAUCUCCUGAUGCUUCUGAUGUGAAAGGGAAGGAGGUCUCUGCUCUGACUGAGGGAGCGAAGGAGGAAAAAGGGGAGGUGGCCGACAAAGCUGUCCUCGAGCAGGGAGAAGUGGCACCUGCUUCCCAAGGGCCAGAGGAGGAGCAGAGUGCAGCCAUCCACGUUUCUGAGGCUUCGGAACAAAAACCUCAUUUUGAGUCAUCAACUGUGAAGACAGAAGCCAUCAGCUUUGGCAGUGUUUCACCAGGAGGAGUAAAGCUAGAAAUUUCUACCAAGGAAGUGCCUGUAGUUCACACAGAAACAAAAACCAUAACAUAUGAAUCAUCACAGGUUGAUCUUGGUGCUGAUUUGGAGCCAGGUGUGCUCAUGAGCGCACAGACGAUCACAUCUGAAACCACUAGCACCACGACCACCACCCACAUCACCAAAACUGUGAAAGGAGGCAUUUCAGAGACGAGAAUCGAGAAGCGAAUCGUCAUCACGGGAGACGCGGACAUUGACCAUGACCAGGCACUGGCUCAGGCAAUUAAAGAGGCCAAAGAGCAGCACCCUGACAUGUCAGUGACCAAAGUAGUGGUCCAUAAAGAGACAGAGAUCACCCCUGAAGAUGGAGAGGAUUGAGCCCAGGAAUAACCUAGGCUGCACCUGAAGCCAGUCAUGCAAACCAUUAGAAAAACCAGAGUCUAUAUGGAGUUUCCUCUUCCAGCCCACUGAUUUGUAUCUGCCCAUGGACAAUUUCAAUCCAGAAGAACUGACCUUGACCAUUUAAUAAAGACACUGGCAGAGAUCUUCCCAUAAUAAAGCAAUCUGAGUCAGCAUCACUAAACUGAUAUUGCAUGAAGCAACAAUACAAUUACAAAACAAGCAGCAUUUUUACGUUUCACACAGUGUCUAAGUUCUCAGCUACACCUGCACGUUCAUAACCAGCAAUAGAAACCGUGAUCUCAUGUAACACAUAAAACAAUCCAUGCCUUUCAUAGCUGAUUAUUAUUAAAGUCUAAACAAAAUUGCCGUUUCUUAGGUGACAGAUCUUUUGUUUACAGAUCAACAAAGAUUACCCUAAACUGCUAGAAGCUGUCUAGUCCAGUGUGUCAGGUUUUUCCCAGAUUAGAUGUGCCAAUAACCGAGUUUAUUCAUUAAAUAACUUGAAUCUUGUACUUAUUUCCUCUGGUUUAUUACUCUUACCUGUCAGCAGUAACGACUCUCCGAUCCUCUGGAAAUAUUUAAUGCUCACAAUCCUGCUUUAUGUAAUCUAAUUUAACCGUUAUAAAGUAGUACUGACUUUAGCAUAUUAAUGUGAUUUCUUCCCCGUCGUCCGCUUUGGUCUGUGUUCAGUCUGGAAAGCUUCCCAGAGUUCCCUAACAAGUCCUAAAUAUGUAAAUUGUCAUUAUUUUGGAAAGAAAACCUGUAUUUUUGUUAGUUCACCGUAUGAUGAAAUUUCACUCCGGGAAAACCCAUUGGGCUUCUGUUGCUUUGUUUUCUUUCUUCAUUUCUUCAUUUCUUUGUCCUUGUAUUUUUUUAAUGGAUUUUUCUUCUUUUACUUGAAAAAAAGUGUUUUAUUUCCAAAUCUGGUCCAUAUUUGCAGUCUAGUUCAGAGCCAAGCCUUAAACUGUACAGAAUUUCCACUGUAAUAAAACUAUUUAGUGUUUAGUUAUAAAUAGCCUUCAAAAAGUUAUAUUCUCCAUUUCACUGUCAACCGCAUCGCACAGCCAUGGUGAAUGUAUGUUUCCGCAUAGCAAAAUAAAAAUGGUAAAUGCAUUUAAA